AUGUUCUGGCCACGUAUACAAAAUGCCUGGAAUGGUGCGGUCGAGAAGCAUGCUUUCGCUGAUUUCACUCGUCUGUCUCACUUCUGCAAGAAAGAAGCGGAUACCUUGAUCACCCGCCUCUGCCAUCUACUCGUAGUCUGCCUCACACUACCGUUCAUCGAAACUAUAACAACUGACGGGACCAUAGCAAGUGCUCGGUUCUCUAUGUCAAGAUCGAUCUAUUUUACCGUCACAUUGGCUCCGCCUAUGUCGGACUAUUUGUUGUCAAACUUUUUGCAUAUCAAAACGAUGUGUUCCUAGAAUAGAGAGGCACCAAACACGCUAUGCUCUUCGCUGUCAAUGCAACAACUUCGCCGGACUCUGUCGACUUAUCAAACUUCAAUUUUGUUUGUCGCUGUGUUUAGAAGUCUUAACCACGUUCAUCACAGCGGAUCAUUAUAGUUCACUUCGCGCUUGUAUCCUGUUUAUCCUCCCAGGGCACCAAAAAGGGUUGCUCCGCUCUGUCUACUCGACAAUGUCCACUCGGAUCGAUGGAAGAGUCUGGAUGCAAGGUGACUUUU
This is a messenger RNA of Periconia digitata, 560 nucleotides long. The record is from the annotation of a GenBank genome assembly. Lineage: Eukaryota; Fungi; Ascomycota; Dothideomycetes; Pleosporales; Periconiaceae.